CUCCGCGCCUGUCCUCUACAACAAACGAUGUCCAAAUAAGACCUGUCCCCGCCCGCAGCAGCGAUGAGAGAAAAUAGCAUGGAGUCCACCGACGAUGAGUUCUACAGCAUCUGCCUGAACCUCACCAGCGAGGAGAUCGCCAGCAUCGCCGAGUGCAACUACACGGCUGAAUACGAAAAUGGAGAACUGCUGGAGAAAGUCGUCUCGAAGGUCGUCCCUAUCUGCUUCGGCUUCAUCGGCAUCGUCGGCCUGGUGGGGAACGCCCUGGUGGUCCUAGUUGUGGCUGCAAACCCCGGGAUGAGGUCUACAACUAACCUCCUCAUCAUCAACCUCGCCGUCGCUGACCUCCUCUUCGUCAUAUUCUGCGUCCCUUUCACUGCAACAGACUACGUAUUACCGCGAUGGCCGUUCGGAGACUGGUGGUGCAAAGUCGUGCAAUACUUCAUAGUGGUGACAGCUCACGCGUCCGUCUACACUCUGGUUCUGAUGAGCUUGGACAGGUUCAUGGCGGUGGUGCAUCCUAUAGCGUCCAUGUCGAUACGGACUGAGCGGAACGCGCUUCUAGCGAUCGCGUGCACGUGGGUUGUGAUCCUUACCACGGCUAUACCAGUGGGGGUGUGCCACGGGGUGCGGGAGUACUCGUACUUCCACCGGAACCAUUCAUCAUGUGUUUUUCUGGAGGAGCAGGGCUACAGCCGGCUCGGGUUCCAGAUGUCGUUUUUCCUGUCGUCGUACGUGGUCCCCCUGGCUCUCAUCAGCGUGCUGUACAUGUGCAUGCUGACGCGGCUGUGGAAGAGCGCGCCGGGGGGGCGGGUGUCGGCGGAGAGCAGGAGGGGGCGGAAGAAGGUCACAAGGAUGGUGGUGGUCGUGGUCGUGGUGUUCGCCGUGUGCUGGUGCCCUAUACAGAUAAUCCUGAUAGUGAAGGCGCUGAACGCGUACAGCAUCUCGUACAUCACGGUGACGGCGCAGAUCCUGUCGCACGUGCUCGCCUACAUGAACAGCUGCGUCAACCCGCUGCUGUACGCCUUCCUGUCCGAGAACUUCCGGGUGGCGUUCAGAAAGGUGAUGUACUGCCCGCCCCCGUACCACGACUCGGGGCGCCCCCAGCCCACGAAGACCACACGGACGGGCAACGGCAACUCCUGUCACGACAUCGUGUGAGAGUCGGUCCGCAGCCGCUCCCGCUUUAUGUCCGUCGACCAGGCGACGGUCGUGUAAGACGCCAACAUGGCGCCCGAAAACAAAAUGGCGCCGAAACAACAUGGCGGGCGGCUGCGUUUAGAAACCAGUUUUAAAGUGUAUUUUAAAGUAUAAAUUGACCUACUUAGUUUAAGUAGAGGAUUUUCUGUCGUAAUGUAAAU
This is a messenger RNA of Plutella xylostella (diamondback moth), 1361 nucleotides long. It is a transcript of the gene AstA-R1, whose product is annotated as allatostatin A receptor 1. The record is from RefSeq and is a predicted model, not a curated record. Gene Ontology annotation, cellular component: plasma membrane. NCBI's taxonomy places the organism in Eukaryota, Metazoa, Arthropoda, Insecta, Lepidoptera, Plutellidae. Gene Ontology annotation, biological process: G protein-coupled receptor signaling pathway. Gene Ontology annotation, molecular function: G protein-coupled receptor activity.